UAAUUUCAAACUAUUUUUAAAGAAACUGCACUUAUUUUUCUAUCACAGUAUCCUCUUGAUUUGAAUUUGAAACUUUCAUUUUGAAGCUAUUUAAUUGAGAAACAUUAAAUUGCACAACUCUUUAUACAUAUGUACAUUAUUUGGGCCUAAUUUGUCACAAAGACGUGAUUGACUUUAUUUUUUCAUAAUUUAAGUGUUUUCUUGACGUGUUUUGAGACCAAGCGUUGAUGAGCGCCAGGAUGUUGAUUUAAUUCUGAUUCCCAGACGUUCACUCGGUGCAAAUCUUCAGAACGUAACCUGCAUCAGAGCGAGAAACAGAGACUCAUCCGCAUCCCUUUCAAUCCGUAACUGACUUUUAACAAAGUCUGUCUCUAUGCAGUGUUAAUACACUAUCACGAGCUGCUUGUCUCACCUUCUUCUCCUAAAUUUGUGAAAAGUGGUUCUAUAGCAAAGCAAAAUUCUUAAUACGUGUUUUUUUUUUUUUUUCCACCCAAAGUGUUGCUGUUUUGGUAGAGCCGUACACACAAUACAAGCCUCUCUCUCCUUGGAUUUAGUUUUUUUUUUUCCUUUCACUUAUUUCCCCCCGUUCUGAGCAGUGAAGCACAGCCUUCCUCCCGUCUCAGCAGUAAUCCCACCCCCCCCCCACUGCGUAGGGCUUUUUAGUCCAGAAGCUCAUCGCUGUCGGCCUGGCCUCCCCCGCACCUCAGUGAAACAUGCCUGCGCUUUGGUCCUCCCUCCAUCCAGUGAGAAGACGAAGACUCCACUCUUUCUGACCCCUCCUCGCAUCUUUACCCCCCCCCCCCCCCCCCCCCCCCUCCUCUUUAUCUCUGAUCCCUUGCUUCAUCCACCCCUGAAAUCUCUCAGGUCAUUCUCCGUCUCCUCCCCGCUGCCGUACCUCCUCGCUCCCUCCUCCUCUCCCUCCCUCCCUCCGUCUGGGCCGCGGCAGUGAUGCCGGGCGGCAGUAAGAGCGGGGGCGUCGGCGGCCCCUCUUCCUCGCCGCCCUCCUCGCCCUCUCGCCCGCUGCGCCCCAGCCGCUACAUCCCCGUCUCUGCGGCAACGGCCUUCCUGGUGGGGGCCACCACCCUCUUCUUCUGCUUUACUUGCCCAUGGCUGUCGGAGCAGUUCUCCAUAGCCAUCCCUAUCUACAACGGAGUGGUCUUCCUCUUCGUUCUCGCCAACUUCUGCAUGGCCACCUUCAUGGACCCUGGCAUCUUCCCCAGAGCGGAGGAGGAUGAGGAUAAGGAGGAUGAUUUCCGCGCUCCGCUCUAUAAGACGGUGGAGAUCCGCGGCAUCCAGGUGCGGAUGAAGUGGUGCUCCACCUGCCGCUUCUACAGACCCCCACGCUGCUCACACUGCUCCGUCUGCGACAACUGCGUGGAGGAUUUUGACCAUCACUGCCCGUGGGUGAAUAACUGCAUAGGGAGGCGGAACUACCGCUACUUCUUCCUGUUCCUGCUGUCGCUGACGGCCCACAUCAUGGCCGUGUUCGGCUUCGGCCUGCUCUUCAUCCUGUACCACACGCAGCAGCUGGACCGAGUGCACUCCGCCGUCACCAUGGCUGUGAUGUGUGUGGCCGGGCUCUUCUUUAUCCCAGUCGCCGGCCUCACCGGUUUCCACAUCGUACUGGUGGCCCGCGGCAGGACCACUAACGAACAGGUGACGGGGAAGUUCAGGGGGGGAGUGAACCCCUUCACUAACGGCUGUUGGAGGAAUGUGUCUCACGUUCUCUGCAGCUCCCAGGCCCCCAGGUACGUGGGCCGGUGGAAGAAGCCGCAGACGGUGGUGGUCCAGCCUCCCUUCCUCAGACCCCAGCUCUCGGACACGCAGCUCGGGGCCAAAGUGCUGGACAACGGGAUCCAGGCGGACCGGCACAGCUCUCGGUCCAAGAGCAGUCUGGACAUGAUGGAGAGCCAAUCAGCAGAUGCAGAGCCUCCUCCCCCGCCCAAGCCUGAGCUCAGAUACCCCGGCCUGCCCCGGGGGCAGCUGUCCAUGGGGUACACAGAGGAGAGCAGUCUGCUGAAUGAGGCCCCACCCACACCCACCAUGUACAAGUACAGACCCGCCUACAGCAGCCCAGGGAAGAACCACACAGCCCUGACCCACUCCAACAAGAUGAGCCGGGGGGACAGUCUGAAGGAGCCCCCACCCAUCCUGCAGUCCAGCCAGCAGCCCAGCUACCGGUCGGAGCCCAGCCUGGACGGGCGGGGCGGCCGUGGGGACAGGGGGGAGAGGGAGAAGGGCGGCGGCGGAGCCGGGGGGGCGGGCGGCGUGCCCAGCUCGGGGGCGUCGGCGUACUCCCUGGGGGGUCGCUCCUAUCCCUCCUUCACCGACCCGUUGGUGCUGUCGGGGGGGGCCUCGCGCUCCUCCAGCCUGCGCUCCACGCACACAGCCCACAAUGCCCUGGGCACGCUGCACUCGGAGGGCACCACCUCCACCAGCUACAAGAGCCUGGCCAACCAGACGCCCCGCAACGGCAGCCUGUCAUACGACAGCCUCCUGACCCCCUCCGAGAGCCCAGAGUUUGAGUCGGCGGCCCCCGAGCUGUCCCCCCCGCACCCCCACCCCCCGAGUGCCCCCCCGCAGGUGCUGGGCUACAGCUCGCCCUUCUUGUCGGCCCAGAUCACCCACCAGCGCGAUUCUGAGCUGCACCAGGCCUCCGCCGCCCUCCUCUCCUCCCCCCACAAGUCUUACCUACGUGCCUCCAGCCCGCCCCCCCCGGAGAAAGAGCACCUGCUGCAAGACUCCUACCAGCCCCACCAGCACCACCCCCGGCCGGCCCGCUUCUCCCGCCCCCCACUCCUGUCCGACUCCCAGCCCUACACACCCCGCACCCACUCCCUGGGCUCCCCUGAUGCCCCACAGACCCCCACCUCCCCCACUGCCCACCCGUCCACCUCCUCUCACCCCCCGCUGGGGAAGUCCCUGUCCUACACCGGUGCUGCGGUGGAGCUGCAGUACCGCAGCCGGCCACCGGAGGGCGGCGCCACCGCUGCGUACCCCGACGGGCUGCCCCCCAAGGGCAAGAAGGCCUCGGGCAGUGGUGGCAGUAGUGGGAUCCAGGCUCCAAAGGACGAGAUUCAGAUGAAGUCCUUCAGCCGGUCAAAUGGGCAGCCCAGGUCUGCUCCACCCACCCUCCCUCCUUCCUCCUCCCCUUCUUCUCCUUCCCAUCCAAUAAGCCCCACCACUCGCCUGGGCCUGGCCAAUCACAGCUCUCCUUCCCCGCUUAGUCCCACCCACAAGCCAGGGGGUGGAGUGAAGAAGGUGACUGGCGUCGGAGGGACCACCUACGAAAUCUCGGUCUGAGUGACGGGCAACCAUUUACACCAAUGAGGAGUAAGGAUUUCCACCAUGCUCCAACCAAGGGAACCUUCUCAUUGGAGGAGAGGGAUGUCAUGGCAUGAUCUUCAGUGAACAAAGACGGAAGGAGAUAAUAACGAAAGAUUUACAGACCUCUUAAAAAAUGCUACUUGACACUCAAUCUCUCCUUUGCCAGCAAGAAAGAACGAGACAGUGGAGGGGAGAGGGCUGGCUGACUGUGACAUUCAUAAAAGAUAAACACGCACCUCACGCCUGUGGAAUUUCAUUCAUUUAAAGUUUAUGGAGAAAAAAAACCCUUAACUGUCGCUGUGGGCCCAGGAAUCCAAGUCUGGCUAGAGAGGCAGGACUCGUUGACCAGCGGAAGAAAAACUGCUCAGCUAGCCAGUAACAGAAACACAAACUUUGUGGGCCUGACAGAUGGGUGUCUAGUAGGGGCGGGGGGCAUUUUAAAUGGUAAGUAUAUAAAUUGUUCAUACUAUACAAUGUAUUCUUUACAGGAGAAAAGAAUUUUACAUGGCUAUUCACGAACUGUAGCGGCUGUGGGAGGAACUUUGUCUGAAUCAAGAUUUGUAGCCAAUGGGAGCCGUCUCACUGGCCAAAUGGACCUCUGUUAUUGCCUCAAGACCACUGCUGCCAUCAAAACCGAUGACCAACUUUCAUCAGAGACACGGAAAUGUACUGAACUUCUGGGUAGAGAGAUGCUGGAUUGGGUUCAUAGUAACGGCAAAAGCAGCCUGUUUAGAUAAGCUUGGAUUUUAGAGAGAUGGCCUUUGGAUUCCAGGGAAAAUAUUUUUCUUUUACUUUUUUUAAUUCUUUUAUUUUUUUAAAUGUUAUUUUAUAUGAAUAUGAAUAUAUAUAUAGAAAUGUUGAUAAAAAAAUCUCCAGGAUUAUAUAGCUGGCCAAUGACAUUUGAGAGGCAUAGAGUCUGGAGCUAUUAAGAGACCUGUGCCCAAUUUGAUUGAUGGCUGCAUCAGCCAGUCAGAGGCUUUGCUCGAAUUCUCGGCCAAAGAGAAGGUUGUUUCGUCAGAUCUUCUCUCUUAGCUCAGACGGCCAAUGGGAAUAAUGUAAGCCACACACACAGGAAAAAAAAAAUAAAUUCAGCAUUACAAAAUAUUUUUUGUGGAAGAUUCACAUUCUGAUAUAUUAAUUAUUGAGAAUAUGAUAUGCAAGUUGUCUGUUGUAGCUUUAAAUUACUGUUCUUUCAACGUUUGCAAUGUUUCAAUCAAGAGCCAGAAGCCCUGUUUCUGUCUUUGGUUCUUAAGGAUCGCUGGCCAACUAGGAAAAAAGCCAGCACAAGAGGUUGUGACUAGUGAGCCAGAGAGAGCCAUAUCAUCCCAGUCUGAUUGGAUAAUGCCUACAGCCAAUCAGGACUUGGGAAGUCAAGAUUAGAGACUUGACUGAGACCAUGGGACCCCCCCCGACAUCAUUCUUAGUAUCAGGUAAUAACAAUUUGUUUUUCCAUAAAGCCAGCAAGAGCCAGAUAUGAAAAGUUUAGGGGCUUGCAUUUAUUUGAAGGGACAGUUUGACCAAUCAGGAACAGAAUUCUGGCAGCUGGGGGAGAAAUAUAGAGCAGUACAGUGCUCAGGAUGUGAUUGGCCCUCAACACAAACGGUCAGGAAAGGAGGCGGAGCCUGUGCAAUGUGCAUUUUGAAGAUAUAACCAGUAAACACACACUUUGUCUUUGCAGUGUCGGUUAAUUUCUCUGGUUUUCCAUCGUUGGCUGGGGUGGGAGUUUACUGUUGGCAUUGUUGUUUCCCUCAGAAUGAAUGUCUACUUAAUUGUUGGUUUUACUGCACAAGAGCAAGUGAGAUUCUUCCCCCGAAUCAGUGUCAUAUCAGAUGUUUAGAGUAAAAGAUAAUAUUCGCAUGCAGCAGUGGCACAAGUUUACUAUUUGCACAAAACCCCCGAGCAAACAUUCUUGCUGCUGCCUCCAAAAGUCUCAAAACAAGCCAUCUGUGGAGCUGAAUGUGAAAUGGGCUCAAAGAACGAAGCCAAAUGAAAAGUGGGAGCCCUGACAAGGGGCAUGAAUGUGCGCGCUGGCCGACAGCGUGUUAACGUGCUGUGGGCGAGUCUGUCCAAAAUCCCCCCCCCUCUGAAAAAUGUGGUCUCAAACAAGCUGACAAACUGGUAUGAAAGGGUUUUCCAAAGUGUUUCGAAUAAUUAAAACCCACAACCAUGGCCUUAUGAAGAGAUUGUUGGAUGAAAAUGGUUCUCUCAAAAGUGUCUACCUUACAAAUGUGUAUGUGGUUGAAAUAAAAGA
Megalops cyprinoides (Indo-Pacific tarpon) is the source of this 5578-nucleotide messenger RNA. Its product is annotated as palmitoyltransferase ZDHHC5-like. Gene Ontology annotation, biological process: protein palmitoylation. The record is from RefSeq and is a predicted model, not a curated record. Gene Ontology annotation, molecular function: palmitoyltransferase activity. NCBI's taxonomy places the organism in Eukaryota, Metazoa, Chordata, Actinopteri, Elopiformes, Megalopidae. Bases 949 to 3303 code for a protein of 784 amino acids. The transcript is spliced from 11 exons.